Pseudozyma flocculosa PF-1 is the source of this 3504-nucleotide messenger RNA. RefSeq lists its product as uncharacterized. The transcript has a single exon. The coding region runs from base 1 to 3504 and encodes 1167 amino acids. NCBI's taxonomy places the organism in Eukaryota, Fungi, Basidiomycota, Ustilaginomycetes, Ustilaginales, Ustilaginaceae. The record is from RefSeq and is a predicted model, not a curated record.
AUGGCGCCGCCGGUCCAACAAGGCGCCUACCUCCAACCGGGCGGACCCGUUCCGCCUCAGUUCCGUCGGCAGCCCCGCCCCGCCUAUGUCGCUCACUCUGGCUAUCCUGCGCAUCCCGGCUAUCCCGCACCGGGGCACUAUCCGCCGCCUCCGACCGGCUACGCUCGACACUCGAGCGUUCAGCCACAUCCCUAUGCUGCCGCACAGUCGCUGCCUUACGCCGCCUCCGCCACGCCGGGUCCCAUUGACCAUCCGCACUACAAGGAGCUCGCCUACUACCAUCAUCCGCACGGGACAUACGUCGCUUCGGCCCACCACGCACCGCCUCCGCCGCCGGGGCCGCCGCGGUAUCUCCGCGAGCCCUCGCGCGGCCCUGCCUACUACGAGCCAACCCCUGCGCCCACUUCAUCCUACUAUGAGGAACAGUAUGGCGUCGCACAGCCGUCUGUUCCGCUGCCACCGCCACCGCCACCACCACGACAUGCGCCGAGUCCCUUUGUCCAGCGGGCAGCCCCCUACAACCGUGCUCUGACGGUGCAGCCAACCGCUCACCGCACCGGCCCGUCCAGGCGCGCCCUCGACUUCCUGCUCAAGGGUUCUGGCAGCGCUGCUGAUGGAACUGGCCGGACACCAGCCCCACCGAAAAAGGAGGAGCCGGAGGCAGCCGCAGCUCAGAUGGGUGCUGCAGAUGAUCUGGCUCGGUCGAUGCCACGCCAAAUGUCGCUCGGCGUGCCAAACCUCGAGCACCACGGCGCCGCACAGCCGGGCGCCACAGCGAGCCUCCGGCACGUCCCGCCCAAGGACGAAGGCGAGGAGACCAGAUCAUCCAUGCUGCCACCCUCACUGCCGACUACGACGCACGAGGCCCUUGAGUAUCCCGCAUUCUCGCCUCACGAGGACGAGAAGAUGCCGAUCGGCGAACCCGCUAGCGAAAGUCCGCCCGCUGUCGUCGCUGAUCCCCCGGUGGCGCCGCCUGCUGCACGCGCCGGCGCCGCAGUGGCCGCCAAGGAGCCAAUCAAGCUCUAUGACUGGUCCAUCCGCCUGAUUGUGGUGCCCAACCUGCCCCCGACCCUCGUUGACGAUGUGGUCCGGGACACUGGGCUCGAUCGCCAGCGGAUCUCGUCGCUGCAUCGCUGGAUCGCUGUCAGCGGCACGCGACGCUUUUCCAAGGAGGCUGCGGCGAGGGGCAACGGCAAGGUCGACGAUCGGCCGGACGCUGUCUGGCGCACCAACAUCAUCACAGCGCUGGCCGAGCCUGCUCGAGGCGAUGACGGCGCGUGGCGCGUGGCCACCUUUAGCGGCACCGUGUACGAACUGGUCGGGCGGCAGAGCAGCCACAACCUCAAAGACUACCUUGUUAGCGUCAGGCAGCGGGCGCUCAGGAGUCGCGGCGCUGAGGCUGGCGUCAUCGAGGCAAGCUCGGGGGACGAGUCCGUGCUCGAGCGCUGGCUAGAGGCCAAUGCCCGCUCCUUCGAGCAAGGCUGGCGCGCCAGAAUCGCCCGUGCUUGCGUCGCUUUCGAGGACGACCUGGAACGGAGGUUGCCGCAGGGCAGACAGCCCGAGCCCGCGAAGCGGAAGCGUGCUCGUGUCAACUUUGCGCCGGACGCCGGGCCCAGCGGCGACGGAGCCCCGGUCGCAGGGGCCGUCAUCGAGCCGGCGGCCGAUGUUCUCCAUAGCGAGGCAGCCGCAGUGCCUGGCAAGCCGGCAAAGCGGAUGCGUACGGCGGGUCCGGCGUCAAAGUCCGGCGAUGCAGCCGCCGAGGACGACCACAGCGAGACCUUGCCUACGCCCCCUCCUUCCGACACCUUUGGCGGCGACAUCAGCCACAUCGUGGACGAAGCACCCAGCCCUAGCCCGGAGCCGUUCGACAGAAGCGCUACCGGCAGUCUCCCUCGGCGCAGGAGCAAGCCGAAGGACAACAAGAAGGAGUCUUUUGCCUCCAGCGACGACGAUAUCGACGCCAGCUUCUCUCGCGCCCGUCCUCGCGGCUCCUCGGGACUCGAGGUUGUGGUCGAGAUCCCGCAGAGGGGCUCUUCAGGCCCUCCGCGGACGGCAAGGGUACGAUCAAGCGACGCCGGCCGCGGCCCUGCCGGAGAACCAGCCUCGCGAGCCGGUGCCCCUUCAACGAGGUCCCCGCGAAGGAGGCCCUCUGCGACGCCCAGGCAGGCUACGACAGCCCGCACAGAAACGCCCUCCGCCGAAGCAGCUGGCACGACGACCAGCUCGACACCUGUCCGGGUCAAGACCGAGGCAGAAAUGCAAGCGUUGGCGCCUGUCAGGAAAAUCCCACGUGAGCUCAUGCUUCUAAUGAGCGGGCCCUUUGGCGCCAAUCCGGCCGCCCGGAGAGGCUUCUUGGAGGGCUGCUCGGUCGACAACCCCAUCGUCAUUGACCGCGAUGAGACGGAAGCGGCCGCGGUCGAACCUUCGUCGGCCGCAGAGGCGAGCGCAGACGGCAACGACGAGCAGCCGAGCUCUCCCUCCGCACGGCCUAGCAGCGAAGGUCCGGCGGCAACUUCCUCUGCGGCACAGCACAGGUCGCGUUCCACCCGAUCUGGAAACCGGACUGGCGGCAAAGGCGUGGCCAAGUUUUGGAUGUACAACCCCAUCACGUCCCCGCAGGUCACCUAUCAGCGCGAGGCGCAAAACGUCCAGCGUCGCCGCGCCAAGAUCCUGCAGACUGCUUCAAAGCGAUCCAGGCUCGGCCUGUCCGCCACCACCGACGGAAAGGGCGCCACCGAAGCAGGCAGCGACGGUCCGACGCUCGAAGCUGAUGCGGAUCAGGAAGCCAGCGACGAGCUACCCGCCCGGACUGCUGCAGAGGACACGGCGUCAUCAAACGUGGACGCCGAUCAGGUGCCAGCUCCAGCGCCUGGAAAGGAGAACCUGGUUCGAUCCGGCAGACGAGCGGCCAAAGGACCCCGGUCCUACUCGGUGCGGAAGCUGGUGCAAGAGCAGCUGCAGAAGCUGCCACGGCCCUUUACCGCCACAGCCAAGCGGAAGGCCAAAAUCCCGAUUGCCCUGGCGCCAGCCGCCAAGAGCCGGGCGAGCAAGGCAGCACCCGCGACCGAGACGACGGGCAAGGUGAUGCCGGCGGCAAGAAAGAGGCCAGCCGUCAAGGCGGCCAAGGCUGGAGCUUCAGCAUCCAGGGUGCCCCGCAAGCGGUCGACGAAGGCCGCCGCCGUCCACGCGGAUGAGGCCGACAACGAGGCAGAGCACCGUGAGGGAGCCGACGGCAGCGACGACGACAACGACGACGACGACGACGAGGCCGAGUGGGAAGACACUUUGGCCGAACACGACAUCAACGUGCCUGGCCGAGCGUCGUCGAAGUCCCGCGGCGAAGCCGAGCGCGCAUACGCUGCCGUCGAGGAGGAGGAGGACGACGACGACAUGGGCCUGGGCCUUUUCCAGCGCUUCCAGACCAUCACGGGCGACAACCGCGAAGACCCGGCGGCAUCGCUCGGAUUCGGUAUCGCGGGCGACCCCUAUUACUUUUCCGACUGA